UCAUUACACCUGUGAAGGAAACAGCGGGUCUAUCAACUUGACUGAUUUGGAACCCUUUCAGAAAUACAACUGUAGUGGAAAGAUUACUCACAACAGUAAAGUCAUCAAUACCAAGUCCAUUGACGUUGAAAUCAAGUGUAAAGUGGACAUUACCCAAAGGUCUACAAACACAAACACCUCCAUAAGCCUUAAAUGGACCAAUCACAGCAUUAACUGCCCCAGAAAUACUCAGCUAUUUCACUCCUGCGUUUCCUGUAGAAUUGAGACUGUUAAAGUUAAAGAUUGUUACACCACGGAUGAAUUACAUGAUGAUUUUAAUAAAUUGCAGCCGUUCACAAAUUAUAUCUGUUCAAUUGAGCCAAGGUACAAAGACAUGAGCUACGAUACACUCAAAAAAGUGUCUGAGACAAUCCUAACUGCACCUGGAGUACCUGAUGAGGUGGGGGGGAAAACGAGUGUGACUUAUACUCAGAACAAUGCUUUUACCAUUAUAUGUGAGGAAUUAAAGCCAGUUCAGUGGAAGGGAAAAGAGAAGUGGUACAUUGCAACGAUCACUGGGUCUGAGACAAAACAACAAAACCAUACAAGAUGCAAUUUUACAUUUGCGGACCUCGGCUAUUUAACAGACUACACAGUUAAGAUCAUUACAUACAAUGGGAAAUACAAUAGUAAACCAAUAGAAACACACAUUACUACUCGCUACAAUGACAAAGCUGUGAUUGGGUUCCUUGUGUUCCUCAUGAUCCUGACGUCUCUGGCUCUCCUCUUCUUUCUCUACAAGAUCUACAACCCGCAGCGCAAGACGUCCAACUGUAUCCUGGAGCUUGAUCUGGAGGUCUUGGAUCUUUGGGAUCAGCUCCUGGUGUUCGGCUGA
Messenger RNA from Oncorhynchus nerka (sockeye salmon), 874 nucleotides. Its product is annotated as receptor-type tyrosine-protein phosphatase C-like. Bases 374 to 874 code for a protein of 166 amino acids. The record is from RefSeq and is a predicted model, not a curated record. Gene Ontology annotation, molecular function: protein binding. The transcript is spliced from 8 exons. Lineage: Eukaryota; Metazoa; Chordata; Actinopteri; Salmoniformes; Salmonidae.